Molecule: messenger RNA, 2120 nt
Organism: Malus domestica (apple)
Lineage: Eukaryota; Viridiplantae; Streptophyta; Magnoliopsida; Rosales; Rosaceae
Product: protein POLAR-like 1
Biological process (GO): asymmetric cell division
Source: RefSeq, a predicted model, not a curated record
AAACACACACACACACACACAUUUCAAAUCUUAAAAGUUUUAUUUUAAAUUUUUGGGUAUGAAAUCCGUCCCUGAUAAUCAUAAUUUUCAAAAUUACCAAUUUUAUUAUCAGAAUUGGAAAUCUUAUAAACCCUAGGGACGUUUGCAGCCUCCUGACGCCAUGGAUGAGCUUCCCUCCAUUUUUCACCACAUUUGAAUCUCUCUCUCUCUCUCUUUCUCUCUCCUCACUUUCUCUCUCUACACACUGUUACUGGUUCGUCGCAUUUAAUUCAGAUGAGGAAGAAGAAGAAGGACGACCACGAUCCCUUCUUUAAAACCCUAAACAUUCUCCCGCCUUUCCGUUACUCCAAGACCCGCCACAUCCGCAUCGCCGACAUUCUCGUUGAUGAAGAAUUGGGAUCCGAAACCGACGGCUACGAUUGCUCCGGAGACUGCAAUAUGGUUGGACACCCGCCCCACCUCCCCGAGGACAACGACGACGACGACGACGGAUUCAUGGCCUUACAGUGGUCCUCCCCGCGCCGUAUCAUUUCCCGAUGGUUGUCGACUCUGAAGCAAGGCAAACGGAGGCGAUGCGAGGCCGUACGGAGCCAGAAGAGACCGAAAGAGGUUGCAACGACGGAGAGGGAGACUGGAGACGAGUCAACGCACGCCACCUGUUCGACGAAUGGAUUGAACGGCGGUGGCGAGGAAACAGAACCAAGACAGAUUGUGAAAGAUGUGAGCUCAGUCAAUUUGGGAGUUGCGUGCGGUUUGGUGUAUCUGAUCGUCGCCAGUAAAAAUGAGCUUGCAAAGACGGCGGAGUUGAGGGCGGAGAUGGAGCAGUUGCUUCAAAAUGCAAAAGAGGAAUUGCAGAGCACGAAUUCGCGUUUCGAUUCCAGGCCGGUGGAGUCGAAUGAGAUGAAUUUUGCUUCUUCCACAACCGAUCUCCAACAGGCUUCGAGUUCGAGCUCUGAGAGCCAGUUUUCGCUUCAAUCUGGCAUGGUCCGGGAAGUGUGCUCGGAAUAUGUUAGAAAUGGAGAAGGAGAAGUAGAAAGGGAUAAAUGCGUGAAGGGAAUGGAUCAACUCGAGGCAGAGCUUGAAGCGGAGUUGGAACGAUUGCAGCUCCGUUUAGAAUUGGAUUCGGAUAAUCAUUCAUCCAUUUCAAACUACACGCAGCAGCGAAGAUUAAAGCCUGUUCAAGACACAGCUCAUGGAACAGGCGAUGAUGGUACCUCAGAUUUUGGAGAAGAAAUGGACACUCAUGAAGCAGAACCAGCAGAUUAUAACGAAAUGCCCUGCGACUUCGGAGUACCUGCACUCGAACUCGAGAGAAGGCUGCACGAACUGCUGGAAGCGAGUCAGGAAGAAAGGAUAAAGGAACUCGAAGUUGCAUUAGAGUACAUGAAGGGCAAGCUUCAGGAGAAGGAAAUGGAGGUUUCGUGGUGGAGACAAAAUGCGUCUGCAGCACUAACAUCGCACCACCAUCUAGAUCCUUCAUCGUCGGGUGCUUCCCAGCACAGUUCGGAGAGUACAUUUCACUUGUUUAGGGUAAUUAUCGCAUAAUGCGAAGGUAUUUCUGCUUCGAAGCCAUAAACCCAAUUAAUAGCAUAGCAUCCAGAAAGAGUAAGGAUACCAGAGCCACCAGUAGCAAAGGGUGAGGUUGAAUAAACUGGUUUGUGGUUACUAUCAUAGGUGAGUCUUCUUACCGACGGCAGUAACACCAAAGGACGAUUUGAGGCAUCCUACGGAUGAAGGAUGAAAAUUUGCUCAGCCAGGUGAUACCAAGAGGCUGUUUAGAGUAGUUUCUGAAGUCUUUAGUUUGCCCUGAAAACUGUGUUUUCUCGAGGCGUUUUCUUCGAACACAAGCAAUUCAUGUGUUUUCCUGAGGCCUUUUCUUCGAACACAAGCAAUCAAUUUUGUCUUCUCUACACGCUGCUGCUGCAAGUAAUGCAAUUGGAUGUGAAAGGACGCAUAUGUUGUUUGGGCUUUGGACACUACUGUUUUUUUAUUUAUUUUUUUUUUUGUCAGAAGGUAUUAGGGACGGUGGUAUGAAGUACAAAAUUUCGGUGCAAGUAUAUACGAUAUGAACUAUUUGAGCUACAAACUCUUUAAAAACACUAUAAUAUUUGAACCGGUGU